AUGCCUAGACCCGUACCAGCACCGAGACCCUCGAGAUCCGGUACUAGCCAACAAGACAUGGAUUUGUUUGAGCGGCAAGAAGUGGCUAAAACUAGACCUCAGAUAAAAAGUAAGUUGAAUGAAUGGAGGGAAUGGGCAGUGGAGAGAAAGAGGAGGAAGAAGGGGAAAGAGGAAAACCCCUAUACUCCUAUUGAAGAAGCGUUUGUAGGUUCCUACAAAAGGUUCAAGAUAAACCCUGACGGUGAGAAGAAUGUCAGGGUAUUUUUGAAAAAGGUUCAUCCCAUCGUUAAGAGGUUGAUGAAGGACUUGCUCGAACAGAAGAAGUCUUUGAAGACUCAGGUGACAUUGUGGGUGAGGUGGGUAAGGGAUGAUUUAUCGAAUAAGGAUUUAUCUAAUCCUGAAUCCAUAUUAAUAUGGGCUAUUAUCGCUGCGCUUAACCACAAUCUGAUCAAUAAUCAUCCUGAGCGUAUCUCAAUUCUUAAGAAGUUUGAAGGCAAGAUGGGAGAGAAGAACUUGAGCGGUGUACUAAGCAAAUACAACUCGAAGCACAAAAAUAGGAAGUAUUAUUGCUUGAAUUGUCUAAAUGGAUUCUUAAGCGAACAGAAAAGGGAUGAGCACUUUGAAUAUUGUAAAGAUAACGAUGCUGCUAAGAUUCAACUCCCUGAAGAGGGUAGCACCGUUAAAUUUCACAAUGGUCAGUACCAGCUCAAAGCCCCAUUUAUCAUGUAUGCCGAUUUCGAAGCCUUCACAAAAGAUUUGCCUGAGGAAGAGACAAAAUGCGGAUCAUCCACGGAGAAAGUUGAUAAGCAUAUCCCUACAGGUUUCUGUUGUUAUAGCAAAUUUGCUCAUGGUGAAGUUUCGAACCCUCUGACGCUUUACCGCGGUGAGGACUGUGUUUCACGAUUUGUUGAUCAUGUAGUUUCUGAGUCUAAAAGGUUAUAUAAUAUGUUUCCAAAAAUAAGUAUGCAAGAUCUCACCGAUGAAGAACUUGAUGGCUAUGAAAAUGCCACCAAAUGCCACAUCUGCAUGGGAGAAUUUAGUGAACAUGACGUCAAGGUUAGAGAUCACUGUCAUUUUACAGGUAAGUUUCGUGGAUCUGCCCAUAGAGAAUGUAAUCUCCGAUAUAAGGUACCCAAUUAUAUUCCAGUUGUCUUCCAUAAUCUUAGCGGAUAUGAUGCACAUCUAUUCAUCAAAGAGCUUGCUAAACAGCAUGGAGAGGAAGGUAUAAGCGUCAUUGUCGAAAAUAAGGAGAAUAUUGGUUUUUCGACGGAUGUUAAGGUUGGUGAAUACAUUGGCAAAAAUGGGGAGACCAAAGACAAAGACAAAAAGAUACAGCUGAGAUUCAUAGACUCAUUCGGAUUUAUGGCAAGCGGCUUGAAUUCGUUGGUAAACAAUCUAUCUGAUGAUCAGUGUAAAAAUCUUCGAAAAUUCUUCAAUGAUGAUGAGCAAUUCAAAAUAAUGAGAAGAAAGGGUACAGACGUUAUAUUACUUGCCGAUAUUUUUGAGACUUUUAGGGAAACAUGUUUGACAAACUAUAAACUGGAUCCUUCACAUUUUUACACGGCUCCGGGAUUAGCCUGGCAGGCCUGUCUGAAAAAGACAGAUGUUGAGCUAGAUUUGUUGUCCGAUAUGGAUAUGUUACUGUUUGUGGAGAGGGGUAUUAGGGGCGGUCUCUGUCAGGCUGUUCAUAGACACGCCAAGGCCAAUAACCCAUAUAUGGGUGAGAUGUAUAAUACUUCUGAAGAGACCACCUAUCUACAAUACCUAGAUGCUAACAAUCUGUAUAGAUGGGCUAUGAUACAGAAGCUGCCGACUGGGGGGUUUGAGUGGGAUGAUGCUAGUAAAUUUAUCGCUAAACUCAUUUCAAAGUUGGCUGCGGAAAAUGGUGAAUAUGGUUACUUACUUGAGGUUGAUGUGAUAUAUCCGCGGGAGCUUCAUGAUACUCAUAACGAUCUUCCUUUCAUGCCUGAGAGGAAGGUGAUUAAUGGCGUCGAAAAGCUGACACCGUGUCUUUCAGACAAGAAGAACUAUGUCAUUCACAUCCGUGCACUUGAUCAAGCGUUGAAGCACGGUCUCAUUCUUGAGAAGGUUCAUAGGCUGAUGAACAAUUCAGUCUUUGGGUGCUAUCUGUUUCUCGGAAACACUUAUGGGCAUAGAGAUGUCCAAGAUCAAGAUCAAACUGAACAAGCCAAUCUACCUAGGACCGGCGAUCCUCCAUCUAUCGAAGAUGAUAUCGCUGAUGAUGUGCCGACGAGAUUUGACACUUCAGGGUACGAUAAGAAAGAUGGUAGACCUCUACCAUUAGGUUUGAAUAAAAAAAUCAUAGGUCUGAUGAAGGAUGAGUUAGGUGGUAAGGUAAUGACGGAGUUUGUCGCUCUUAGAGCGAAGAAUUAUGCUUAUAAACAGCUAGACGGAAAAGAAGACAAGAAGUGCAAAGGAGUCAAGAAAUGUGUGGUGAAGAAGACCAUAGGGUUUGAUGAUUAUAAGAGAUGCUUGUUCGAUGGUGUAAAUAUUUACAGAGAACAGAUUACCUUCCAAUCGAUUAUGCAUAAUAUUCACACGGUAAAAACAAACAAACUCGCUCUAAAUGCAGAUGAUGACAAAAGAAUAAUAGUAGAUGCCGGUAUUGUUCUCUCCCUGCCACUAAUGGCCCUGGCAUUAGAGAAUGAACGGAGGAUUCAAGACCUAGAGGAUCGUCUUGAUGCCUUAGAAUCAUAA
Molecule: messenger RNA, 2718 nt
Organism: Hydractinia symbiolongicarpus
Lineage: Eukaryota; Metazoa; Cnidaria; Hydrozoa; Anthoathecata; Hydractiniidae
Exons: 10
Coding region: 1-2718 (905 amino acids)
Molecular function (GO): nucleic acid binding
Source: RefSeq, a predicted model, not a curated record